Messenger RNA from Dentiscutata erythropus, 463 nucleotides. The record is from the annotation of a GenBank genome assembly. NCBI's taxonomy places the organism in Eukaryota, Fungi, Glomeromycota, Glomeromycetes, Diversisporales, Gigasporaceae.
AUGACACAUGAUGAAAUUGUGAUCAAAUACAAUAAAUUCAUUUUAAGCAAUGAUGUUACCGUGAGAUCUAUAUUCAAGACAAAAGAAAAUAUCAAAUUUAUCGUUACAUUAGAUAAGAAGUGCUUCUCCAGUUAUAAAAAUUUGCGAGAGGUUCUCCAAAAACAUGGAAUUGACAAUGACGAAGUGCGUAGUAUACUAGUGUUUUUUCCUAAUUGUGAAAAUAAAGAAAAUUAUAAGGAAGUAUUUGAGGAUUGUGUAAAGGAAAUAAAGGCUAGAUUGUCAGCGAUUGGCAAUGUGGGUGAUCAGAAUAAAGCACAGCGAAGCCACUUUAUUAUGUUGAUAUUAGUCUCAGCAGUAAAUUUAGUUCCAAACACCAUCCUUCGUUCACAGUUUGAGAUUAUUGGAGAUGUAUCUGCUGGCAGGGUAGAUUAUACUAUAAAGAAAAUUUAUCCGCAAUUAGUAG